GAAGAGGUGCUGCCACUUUGUUCUUUGGUUUGACACAUUAGGACAUAAGAGGAUCAGACUGGGAUGAGAUAGAGCCACCUGCUAAAGCAGCAUGAAACCGCCCUGUUUAUUUUGUUGGUAUUGCAAAAGUAUCACUUGGAUGGAGCAAUUAGAAACAAACAAAAAUAAAAUCCCUUCAGUAAAUGCAUCCAAAUAUCCCAAAAUGCUUAAACCAAACCCUUUAAGCCAUCCAUACCCCAAGAAGCUAUGAGCUUUGGAAAAAUAGGAGGUUGGUUUGAAAUGAGAUUUUUACUAGUCAUUCUGGUCCCACUUAGUGAAGCACUUUUUUUCUGAGGCUGUUCAGAAGAGCUGUCAGAAUCUCAGUUGCUGGCAUCCUCAGGAAAUUCACGGUCUUAAAUGUGUAUGUUCUGCUUUUUAUAAAGCAGCACUACCACACUGGGGAAGUUGGAUUCCCUCCAGCAGUUGUGUGCAUGACUUGAAAAAGAGAGCGCAAGGGAGAGAAAAAAGUGCCCUGUGUUAUGAAAAAGAUUAAUUUCCCCUUUCUUUAAUCCUUCAUAUUCAGCGUUUAUUUGCAUUGAAAUGCCUCCACUCAUUAUGCAUUGAUGCUCACUCAACUGUGAACCCUGCUUGUUGCAGAGCUCUGGGCAUUGGUUUUGUAGGGGCCUGAUCACUCUGGAUUCCCAGGCGAAACCCACCCAAUUCUUGUUCUAGUGAUGAAGGCAUGUUGUAUUCUUUUUUUUUUUUUUUUUUUUCUGUUCAACUUCUGUAGAGAAAGUUGGAAAGGACGCCAAUGGCUGUUCUUUAGGGGGAAAAAAGUCUCUCUCUGGCCUUCUGCAGACCCUACUACUAUUAAUGAAGCCACACUGGGUUUACUAUGCAGUUAAUAGUUUACCAAGCAGUAGCAAUUUGAAUUCUGUGCUGGAAUUGUCUGGUUUUCUUAAUACCAAAAUAAAAUUGAAAGGUAGGAGGUGAAGAGCCAAAGGAGAAAAAAAAAAGAAAAUGUUUAUCUUUCUGCCUUUUUAUUUGAAUGACAGCCUGAACACAGAGGAGUAUGGAUUGAUUUUUCCACCUGGAUAGAUUGUGUGUGCAUGCCUAAAGAAAAACAUCAGGAGACGCAAGAGUUCAGGUUAUGCAACCAUUUUGUGUGCUGUGAUAAAGUUUACAAGAACUUUACAAGUUUAUGAGAAACCCACCUCAGCAUCCAAAAUAUGCAGCUGGAGCCACAUGAGUAAAUGGCAGAGUAACUUGGAAACUUCUCCUUUUCAUGCAAUGAUGUUGUCCACUGGGCAUAUACUGACCAAUGUGGCAGGUCUGAGAACAUAGCUGAAGCUGAAAAUAGGAAAGCUGGGGGCAAGGAAGAGCCUUGAAUCUUGAGGUGGGACGUUGACUCUAAGAUGUCCUUGAGCAGUGGAGCCUCCGGAGGGAAAGGAGUGGAUGCAAACCCGGUUGAGACAUACGACAGUGGGGAUGAAUGGGACAUUGGAGUAGGGAAUCUCAUCAUUGACCUGGACGCCGAUCUGGAAAAGGACCAGCAGAAACUGGAAAUGUCAGGCUCAAAGGAGGUGGGGAUACCAGCUCCCAAUGCUGUGGCUACACUACCAGACAACAUCAAGUUUGUGACCCCAGUGCCAGGUCCUCAAGGGAAGGAAGGCAAAUCAAAAUCUAAAAGGAAUAAGAGUGGCAAAGACACUAGCAAACCCCCUCCAGGGACGUCCCUGUUCACUCCAAGUGAGGGGGCAGCUAGCAAGAAAGAGGUGCAGGGACGCUCAGGAGAUGGUGCCAGUGCAGGAAGCCUGGUUGCUGCUCUUGCUCCCAAGGGCUCAGAGAAGGCGGCUAAGGCGCCCCGCAGUGUAGCCGGCUCCAAAAAGGAGAAGGAGAACAGCUCGUCUAAGAGCAAGAAGGAGAGAAGCGAAGGAGUGGGGACUUGUUCAGAAAAGGAUCCUGGGGUCCUCCAGCCAGUUCCCUUGGGAGGACGUGGUGGUCAGUAUGAUGGAAGCACAGGGGUGGACCCAGGAGCUGUGGAGCCACUUGGGAGUAUAGCUCUUGAGCCUGGGGCAGCGCUCAACCCUUUGGGAGCUAAACCGGAGCCAGAGGAAGGGGAGAAUGAGUGUCGCCCGCUAAAGAAAGUCAAGUCUGAAAAGAUGGAGUCCCCUGUCUCCACACCAGCAGUGCUGCCACUGCACCUUUUGGUGCCAGUGGCCAAUAAUGACAUCGCAUCCCCCUGUGAGCAGAUCAUGGUUCGUACCCGAUCAGUUGGGGUCAACACAUGUGACGUGGCUCUGGCCACAGAGCCCGAGUGCCUGGGCCCCUGCGAACCUGGGACAAGCGUCAACCUUGAGGGCAUCGUGUGGCAGGAAACAGAAGAUGGGAUGUUGGUGGUGAAUGUAACAUGGAGGAACAAGACUUACGUAGGUACACUUCUUGACUGCACACGACAUGAUUGGGCACCCCCCAGGUUCUGUGACUCUCCCACCAGUGACUUGGAAAUGCGCAAUGGUCGGGGUAGAGGCAAACGCAUGCGUCCCAACAGUAACACACCUGUCAAUGAGACAGCCACAGCCUCUGACAGCAAAGGGACCAGCAGUAGCAGCAAAACCCGAGCAGGAGCCAACAGCAAAGGCCGUCGGGGCAGCCAGAAUUCUUCAGAACAUCGCCCAGCUGCCAGCAGCACCUCUGAGGAUGUCAAGGCCAGCCCUUCCUCAGCUAAUAAGCGGAAAAACAAACCCCUUUCAGACAUGGAGCUGAAUUCUAGCUCAGAGGACUCCAAAGGGAGCAAGCGUGUCCGUACUAAUUCCAUGGGCUCAGCCACUGGCCCCCUCCCUGGGACCAAAGUGGAACCCACUGUUCUAGACAGAAAUUGUCCUUCCCCAGUCCUGAUUGACUGUCCCCACCCAAACUGCAACAAAAAGUACAAGCACAUCAAUGGACUUAAGUACCACCAAGCUCAUGCCCAUACAGAUGACGACAGCAAGCCAGAAGCAGAUGGAGACAGUGAGUACGGAGAGGAGCCCACCCUACAUGCAGACCUCGGGAGCUGCAAUGGUGCAUCUGUCUCACAAAAAGGUUCCUUGUCCCCUGCCCGCUCCGCUACCCCCAAAGUUCGGCUCAUAGAGCCCCAUAGCCCUUCUCCUUCAAGCAAAUUCAGCACAAAAGGCCUCUGUAAGAAAAAGUUGAGUGGGGAAGGGGACACAGAUCUCGGGGCCUUAUCCAAUGAUGGCUCUGAUGAUGGACCCUCAGUAAUGGAUGAAACAAGCAAUGAUGCCUUUGAUUCUUUGGAAAGGAAGUGUAUGGAAAAAGAAAAAUGUAAAAAGCCCUCUAGUUUGAAACCUGAAAAGAUUCCUUCCAAAAGUUUAAAGUCAGCCCGGCCCAUUGCCCCUGCCAUCCCCCCACAGCAAAUUUACACCUUCCAGACGGCCACCUUCACAGCAGCAAGCCCAGGUUCCUCCUCAGGCUUGACCACCACAGUGGUCCAGGCCAUGCCCAACAGCCCCCAACUGAAGCCCAUUCAGCCCAAGCCCACUGUGAUGGGAGAACCUUUCACAGUCAACCCUGCCUUGACUCCAGCCAAGGACAAGAAAAAGAAAGACAAAAAAAAGAAGGAAUCUUCAAAGGAACUUGAAAGUCCUCUGACCCCUGGGAAGGUAUGUCGAGCAGAAGAAGGCAAAAGUCCAUUCAGGGAAUCAUCAGGAGAGGGGAUGAAGAUGGAGGUGCUCCUAAAUGGCUCCUCAGACCCCCACCAGAGCCGACUGGCUAGCAUCAAGGCGGAAGCUGACAAGAUCUACAGCUUCACGGACAAUGCUCCCAGCCCUUCAAUUGGAGGCUGUAGCCGCCUAGAUAGCACUACCCCUACCCAGCCCAUGACCCCCUUACAUGUAGUGACCCAGAAUGGGGCUGAAGCCAGCUCAGUCAAAACCAACAGCCCUGCAUACUCCGACAUCUCUGAUGCUGGGGAGGAUGGGGAGGGCAAAGUGGAAAGCGUCAAAUCAAAGGACCCUGAACAGUUGGUUAAGGACGGGGCCAAGAAAACCCUUUUCCCCCCUCAGCCACAGAGCAAAGACUCACCAUAUUACCAAGGCUUUGAGAGUUACUACUCUCCGAGUUACACACAAUCCAGCCCAGGGGCUCUGAACCCCAGCAGCCAGGCAGGAGUGGAGAGCCAGGCCCUGAAGACAAAAAAGGAUGAGGAGCCUGAGAGCAUAGAGGGAAAAGUGAAGAACGAUGCCUGCGAGGAAAAGAAACCAGAGCUGAGCAGUUCCAGUCAGCAGCCCUCCGUCAUCCAGCAGCGUCCCAACAUGUACAUGCAGUCCCUGUACUACAACCAGUAUGCCUAUGUGCCCCCCUAUGGCUACAGCGACCAGAGCUACCACACCCACCUCCUGAGCACUAACACCGCUUACCGGCAGCAGUAUGAAGAACAGCAGAAACGGCAGAGCUUGGAGCAGCAGCAGCGGGGACUGGAUAAGAAGGCAGAGAUGGGCCUGAAGGAGCGGGAGGCAGCACUCAAGGAAGAAUGGAAACAAAAGCCGUCAGUUCCACCAAGUCUCACCAAGGCCCCCAGCCUGACAGACCUGGUGAAGUCAGGACCCGGGAAGGCCAAGGAGCAAGGGGCUGACCCUGCCAAAUCAGUCAUUAUUCCCAAGUUGGAUGACUCUUCCAAGCUCCCCAGCCAGGCCCCGGAAGGACUUAAAGUAAAGCUGAGUGAGGCCAGCCACCUAGGCAAGGAGGCCUCUGAGGCAAAGACAGGUGCCGAGUGUGGCCGACAGGCAGAGAUGGAUCCAAUACUCUGGUACCGACAGGAAGCAGAGCCCCGGAUGUGGACAUAUGUUUAUCCUGCCAAGUACUCAGACAUCAAGUCAGAGGAUGAGCGGUGGAAGGAGGAGCGGGACCGCAAACUGAAGGAGGAAAGGAGUCGGAGUAAGGACUCUGUUCCCAAGGAGGAUGGGAAGGAAAGCACAAGUAGUGACUGCAAGCUGCCCACGUCUGAGGAAUCCCGCCUCGGGAGCAAGGAGCCCCGACCAAGUGUCCACGUGCCUGUGUCCUCUCCCCUCACCCAGCACCAGUCCUACAUCCCCUACAUGCACGGCUACUCCUACAGCCAGUCCUAUGACCCCAACCACCCCAGCUACCGGGGCAUGCCUGCCGUGAUGAUGCAGAACUACCCAGGUUCCUACCUGCCUUCCAGCUACUCUUUCUCCCCGUAUGGCAGCAAGGUCUCAGGGGGUGAAGAUGCUGACAAGGCACGAGCCAGCCCCAGUGUCAGUUGUAAAUCCAGCUCAGAGUCCAAAGCCCUGGACCUCUUGCAGCAGCAUGCCAGUCAUUACAAGAGCAAGUCUCCCACGAUAAGUGAUAAAACUUCUCAGGAGAGAGAUCGGGGAGGUUGUGGGGUGGUUGGGGGUGGUGGCAGCUGUAGCAGCGUCGGGGGAGCAGGCGGGGGUGAAAGGAAUGUUGACCGGCCCCGAACCUCCCCUUCUCAGCGCCUGAUGUCUACACACCACCACCACCACCACUUGGGGUACUCAUUGCUCCCAGCACAGUACAACUUACCCUAUGCAGCAGGGCUUUCUUCUACAGCCAUUGUUGCCAGCCAGCAAGGCUCGACUCCUUCACUCUACCCACCCCCCCGGAGGUGAGAAUGAACACCAAGUGCCCGGAUAAAGUCAGCUUCACGGGCCCGGACUGGCUCACCCAAGGAGGUGCUGGAGGUGCCAUUUAGACAUCAGUUAAAUGGUAUUGAUCAUCUUGUUUGCCGUUCCCACCAUGACUGAAGGCAGACCCUUGGUUAUCUUGCCUCCACCAGAUCCCCGGACUCCCUGACCCUCCCUCUUCCUCAGGAGCUGGAGAGCCGGUACUUAGCAAACAUAUUUAUUCUCUUGGCCACAGUAGUGACUGUUGUGGCCUCUGUGGAGGUGAAGGCACGGGGAGCAACCAGGGGAACAUGGCCUCAGCCCAGAGAAGUCACUGGUCUGUUCCCCAAGCCCCUGGUCAGCUGCCGGAGCAGUACCAAGCCCCCCAGGGAGGGACCCCCGAGCACUGGGUAAGGUCUGAAGAUAGCACAGCAGCCAUACCCCUCUCACCAUCAUUACCACCAUCACCAGACCCUGCAUCUCCCCAGUGGUUUGGGCCCUGGGAACUGGCAGCACGUGGAGGGAUUAGAAUCUCAGGAAAGAAAUUGGGGGCUGUUUUCCCUGCAGUUGUGAAAACAAGGUCUUCAAACAUGAAGACUUCUCCCCUCUCACAUGGGCACAUGUAAACGCCCAGAGCCCAGCCUGGAAAGGGAGACCAAGGCAUUUGCCCCACCAUGGCCUUGGGCUGCCUGUCAGGCAGAAGGCCAGGGGCCCCAGCACCAGCACGGAGCUCCCCGCGGAUUCUGGGCGAGAGCUGGAGCUGGAGCAAGAAUUGGAGUCUGUGAACUAGAAGCUGCAAGCCCACUAAGCCCUGCUGCUGCUUAGCCCCCACUCCUUGCCCUUUUCUCACCUCCCUCCCGACCCCUUGGUGCCUCUCCCAGGGGGAUCCCCACACUGAUCUCUCCUCCUCUUUUCCACUGCUUGGCUCUUAAGGCUCAGGCAGGUAAAACAGUAUCCCCCGGCAUGGGGAGCUUUGGAGUCUGCCAGGUCACCUGAGCGCAAGCCAGGAGGCAGGCCCUGGGAGCACCCAGCCCUUCUUAAGAGAUGUCCUGUCCAAGCAGCCAUCUGAGAAUCCUCCUCAUCUAGGGCCGUAAGUCUAUACAGCCCAAUUUCUCUGUACACAACUACAUGACUUUAUGUAGCUCAACCUGUAACCCCAUGUGUGCCAACAUAAGCCGUGUUUUUUUGUAACACACUUUUUUGUUUUAGGGGCUACUGACCAUGGGAGAUUAUCUGUUCCUUAGACCCUGGCAUAACACAUGCAAGCCAUUACUCCUCGGAGCCACAGAGUGUAGUCAGUGGAGCUGUGCUUUGAGGCAGAGACAUUUCUCUGCUCUCCUUACAAAUGCAGUCCCAGUCCAGGCUUUAUGCUGUGUCACUGGGAAAGUGACUGUGAUUCGGUAGCUUUAUUGGAGUCACUUCUUCCCCAAGGUGUGGGGAGCUUUAGCUCUUAGUUUUUGAGGUAUCAUCCCUUUGUCUUCCUCCUCUCCUGUCUUUCGUUGACCUUGUGGAUUGAGAGAGAGAUGAAGACUGACAGACACCAACCUAGGUUAGAGACGGGUGUUUGUGACCAGAGUGCCAAAAAUGACCAUUUAAGAGCAGGGACUUGGCUCUGACAGUUUGGGGCAUGGAGGUGGAAGACGGUAAGCACAAUGCCCAGUGGAGGCUGCUUUCCAAGAUCCCCAGAGCCCUGUUCUAGAGAGGCUUAGGGUCUCUUGCCCAAGAGGAGCCCCUCUGACCUACAGACCUUUCCUCUAGGUUUCCAUGUCCUUGUUUUUGUUCAAGUUGGGUUCUGAGCCCUCCCCAAAACCCCACUGAUUUAGACCUCUUAACAGGCCCCAGGCAGCCUCCCUUCCCCAUUCAGUCCUUCUGCCUCCUGAUGCCCCAGCGGGCAGUGCUCUGAGCAGUGACUUCGCUUAUACCCAUGGAAGUCGUUGGUGUGGACACCUUCAUCCCACCUGAAUUUCAGCCUGAUUUUGCCCUCCCAGACUCUGUCGGGUGGAGCCAAGGCCCCAUCUCUGUUCCUGUUUGUUUUUAAAUAUUGUUGUGUGUUUUGUAUCUGGCGCUGGCUUUUACAGCGUGCUCUGUACAUAUUGUGAAGAAACCAUUUGGAGUCAUUUUCUUUCCUGUUGGGCAGGCAUGGCCCCUUUCCACUUUGUUCUGUAACAGAGAAGAAGAGCUUCUGUAUUAGCAGGGCAUCCUUGGGUUCUGCAGAAGGGAACAGUUUUUUCUUUUUUUUCCUUAAAAAACAUUUGGCUCUUUAAUCCUUAUAUCCAAGCCUCCCUUGAAAGGCAGGAGCUGAGCUGCCCAGAAGAGCAGGUAAAAGGAACAGUGGCAGAAUGGCACUGCCUUUACCUGAUCCUCCUGGUCCCCGAUCCUUGCCAGGUCCAGUCUUCCCUCCCUGAAGUAACACAGAACAGCAGCAGUGAUGGUUGAAAUAGAGAUCCUUAACGAGUACUGAGUGAAGGGUUUGCUGUCCACCCCUAACCUCUCUCCAUGGGGAGAAAGAACAGAGAGGGGGAACCUGUGGCACCCAUGAUCUGGUCAUAGGGAUGAGACACUCAAGGAUUCCCACCCGCCUUACCCCAGCAAAGGCUGGAAGUGUUUGCUGCUAAGGGCCGAGACCACCAGACCAAGGCUCUCUCUGAGCUACCCCUGCCCAGUUCUUUUGACAGACAUUGCUCCUCCAGGCCCCCACAGAGAAGCUGGAGGGAAGAAGCCUUGUCCCCAGGUAGGACAGCCAAGGCUUGGAGAGCUGCUCUUUAGGAUUCACAUCUGCUUCUUCCUCAUUUAAGCUGUGCCAGUUCCCUUCAUCCCCUUUCCCUGCCUGUACAUGUAUGUAUACACGUGUAUUUCCUUCUCUUACCUCACCCUCUCCACACAUCUCAAGGUCAAAGGACCACAUUCAGAAGGGUUAAGAGGGCACCCCAUGAAAUGAAAUGAUGCUUCUUGAACCUCUUCUCUCCAGGCUUCAAGGUGGGGGUGGAAGGGCUUGGUCUCGGGAGUGGGAGGGUAAGACUACAGAAGGGCUAGAGUGUUACUGUAUACGGGCUUUGAGGUCACCCACGCCACUUAUUAUCCCAUGUACCCUACCACCAUCUCAGUGUCUACUCUGAUGCCCCCAAGAUUCAACUGGGCAGCUAGUUGGCCCUGUAAUUCUGGGCCUUUGUUAUUUGUUUUAUUAUUAGGGCAUCCCAGGAAGCUUUCUGAUGAUCCUGUGCCAUGGGCCCCUCCUGGGAUCAAGCCCUUCCCAGGCCCCGUCCCCAGCCCCUCCUGCCCCAGCCCACCCGCUUGCCUUGGUGCUCAGCCCCCAUUGGGAGCAGGUUGGGGCGAGCUGGAGGCCCGGGCUGGAGGGGCAGUGUUGCUGUUCAUAGCUUUUGUCCCACUGGCAUUGCUCUGUUGGAUUUAAUUUCUCAGUCUUCCUGAUUCUUCCCUUCUGUAAAGUGUACAUUACCAAGUUCCUUGUUUUUUUAUAUAUAUAUAUAAAUAUAUAUAUAUACAAACUGUACUCUUUUUGCCUUUGUACAUUCAGGCAAGAAGAGAAAAUAAAUCUUUUUAAGAGACAAUCACAAAUCUGUGAGGGCUGCUGGUUAUUUCUCCUGGAGUUUGCUGCUGAGCUGCCUCCUCUCUCCUCACUUUUCUCCCUCAGCUUUCCUCAUCUUCCUGGUCCUGCUCCACAUGUAUCCUCAGCUCCACCUUCCCUGGCUGAUGGCAAGCUGUUGAAUCAGUGUCCAGACUACCUGCCCUGCAGCCCUUUCCUGCCCAGCAGUAUUUUCCAGCUUGGCCGCGGGCUUACGCAGGAGCUUUAUCCUGUGCCCUGGCCUCUCCUGUCUUCUCCCAUAGAUCCCAUUCACCAAAGUGGCUUUGGACCCCUGGGUACUCUGGGACCUGUCUCCCAGAGGCCCUGGCUUUGGACACUCACCUGUGAAACUAUGCAGCUGGGAGCUCUCUGCCUGAGUUUGCACUACUUCUUAAACCUGCCUGGGCAUUAGAUCAGAUGGUUUUUAGGAAUGAGUGGGAAACUAGCCUCUAACACUCCCCCAGAUGCCAGCCUCCAAAGUUGCUCUGAUCCAGAGCCCAGAGAAUCAUUCCUGCCGGUGAAUUCCUGUGGCUACCCCAUCAGAACAAGGGCUAAGGGCUUAUGGGUCAAGAGCAUUUGAUCAGAAUUUCAAAGGGUGGUACAUUCGGAAACACAGCCCAACCAAACCAUUGUUCCACCUCUUGAACUUUCUCCUUUUCCUCUGACUUCCUCCUCCCCUCUUUUUUUCCCCUUUCUCUCUACUUCCUUCUCUUAAUUGGCUUUGGACUUGAAGUAUAUUUUUAAGUUAUUUGUUGUAUUUAUUGAAUAAAGUUUUUAA
Messenger RNA from Balaenoptera musculus (blue whale), 9982 nucleotides. It is a transcript of the gene ZNF609, whose product is annotated as zinc finger protein 609. Gene Ontology annotation, biological process: regulation of transcription by RNA polymerase II. Gene Ontology annotation, cellular component: nucleus. The transcript is spliced from 10 exons. Lineage: Eukaryota; Metazoa; Chordata; Mammalia; Artiodactyla; Balaenopteridae. The record is from RefSeq and is a predicted model, not a curated record. Bases 1395 to 5630 code for a protein of 1411 amino acids.